This is a messenger RNA of Emiliania huxleyi CCMP1516, 504 nucleotides long. RefSeq lists its product as hypothetical. NCBI's taxonomy places the organism in Eukaryota, Haptophyta, Isochrysidales, Noelaerhabdaceae. The transcript has 3 exons. The annotation marks the transcript as partial. Gene Ontology annotation, molecular function: RNA polymerase I core binding; RNA polymerase I general transcription initiation factor activity. Gene Ontology annotation, biological process: transcription initiation at RNA polymerase I promoter. The record is from RefSeq and is a predicted model, not a curated record. Gene Ontology annotation, cellular component: nucleus.
GAGGCGGUCCUCAUCGAGUUCGAGCGGCUCGGCCUCGUCCCAGCGUGCACCGCCAUCGUCGCCGCCAACGAGGGCACCGCCGUCGGCUCGCGCGACUGCCGCGGCGGCCAGAACCGGCUGGACGACUUCUUCCCGUUCGACCCGCUGCUCCUCAAGGUCUCCUCCGGCUACGUGCAGCCGCUCUACCAGGUGUGGACCCCGUCGCCGGCGCGCUGCCACGCGGAGCGCGAGAGCGAGAAGUCCGCCCUCUCCGAGUCCCUCGCCUCGGACGCCUCCGAGGUGGUUGGCCGCUCGCUGCAAGGCAUGUCCCUCACGCCCGCCGGACACACGCCCAUCGACGACAUGGAGGCGCUCAUGCAGAGGCGAUUCGCCGAGCAGGGCCAGCUUCUGCUACAUCUCGAGAGGGUCGAGCACGGACGGCAGCGGAAAAACCGCGAGAAGCAGUGUGCAAUCUUUACCGUGCAGGCCUUGGGUUUGAUUAGCCAAAAACUCCCAUACCGGUAA